This is a messenger RNA of Paramecium sonneborni, 501 nucleotides long. Lineage: Eukaryota; Ciliophora; Oligohymenophorea; Peniculida; Parameciidae. The record is from the annotation of a GenBank genome assembly.
AUGGCUCCAAAAUAUUUUUUUAUGAUUGAUGUUUCAACGAAAAGUGAAACACUUUUAAGAUAAGAUAUGAAUGAAUUAAUUAUUAGUGAUUAAUUUAAUUUAACAUUUGAUUGUUAGAUUCAUUUGUACAAUUUUAAUAAAAAAUUGAAAUAAGUUUAGAUGUAUGUCUUAAAAGAUGAUAAUGAGUACAUCUAUAUGGAGAAUAUCUAUUUAAUUUAUAAGAUUCUAAAAAUAGUAUUGUUGCAUUCUUAAAUAUUUAUUUCCUAAACCUCAAUUAAGAAGUAAUAAAUUUAUGGAAGCAUUGAAAAUAUCUUAAAAAUUAAUUUAUAAUUAGGGUUCUAAUUUAAUAAUCCUCAUAUCUUGAUCAAUCAAAGAAUUAAAUAUUUUAGAGAACAGUAAGAAAUCAUAAUAGUAGUUACAUAAAAGAAAAUCUAUUUUGACCUAAAAUUCAAACUUUGUAUAUUUGUCCAUCCAUUUUUAUAAUUCCUGUUGGUUUUAUGA